This is a messenger RNA of Penicillium manginii, 282 nucleotides long. RefSeq lists its product as uncharacterized. The transcript has a single exon. The record is from RefSeq and is a predicted model, not a curated record. Bases 1 to 282 code for a protein of 93 amino acids. Lineage: Eukaryota; Fungi; Ascomycota; Eurotiomycetes; Eurotiales; Aspergillaceae.
AUGUCCAAUAUUAUAUCUCUUGAUUUCAAGAGUUCUGCAUUGAUUAUUGCCCUGGUAUUGGUUCCUAUCGUCAUUCUAUUCUGUGCGGUCGCUGUGGCCCUGGCCUGCUCUGAGCACUGCAGCUGUCGGUUCAACACUCCUCCCUGGCUCUCUUGCCGAACUCGCUACCGUCACAAAAGGCGCCUUCGCUCUGAUCUCGAGAGUGGUACCGGUCAAGGCACCGAGACUUCUGAAGUGCCCUUGAAUUACGCAUCUCCCGUUCACACUAGCGAGCAUGUCUAG